AUGGAGGCAGCCCGAUCCGGAGGCAUCCUGGAGAACUACGGUCAUCCAGAAGACUUACCGGCACCACCAGGAAUCGAACACCUAGUCAAAGAUCCCAGCGAGCGUAUCACUGUGUAUCUGUUUGUUAGGCAAGAAUCGGAACUAGAACCAGAAGCUCGGCACUGGGCCGUGCUGUGGAUUCUUCCCUGGAGCUAUGCAGAACCAGGACAGGUGGUCGUACGGAUCCUCGAGAUUGUUCGAGAGGUCCUUCGUCCGCACCUCACGAAUUGGGGUCCGUUGACCAGAAUAAGAAGGGCGGAUUCUAUGGAGAAAGCAUUGAUCGCGAUCGGAGAGCUGUCCUUUGCCGAACGCCAGGCACUAGAGAAGAUCGCCAAGAAUACUCCUGUGUAUCGCCCGAACGGCGUCUACAACUGUCAGCAUUGGGUCAUCGAUGUCCUGUCCCAAGCGAUCCACGACGGUCUGCCAUUUGACCGAACGCCCAUCGAGGAAAUUCUGAGGGUGAACGGCAGACCUGAUCUGUUGUGGUAG
Messenger RNA from Dacryopinax primogenitus, 528 nucleotides. RefSeq lists its product as uncharacterized. The transcript has a single exon. Bases 1 to 528 code for a protein of 175 amino acids. NCBI's taxonomy places the organism in Eukaryota, Fungi, Basidiomycota, Dacrymycetes, Dacrymycetales, Dacrymycetaceae. The record is from RefSeq and is a predicted model, not a curated record.